AUGCAUGUGGAAAGUGAUGGCUCGUUUCAGUACGGUUACUACUGGAGAGAGGCUGAUGAUUUACAUGCUGCGACUCAACAUUUCCAUGGAUUAAACCGUCUGGUGACUGCAAUUGUUGGGCAUAGUAAAGGUGCUGGAGUGGUGCUUCUCUAUGCUUCAAAAUAUAAUGACGUCAAAACUGUCGUCAAUAUCUCUGGACGCUAUGAUCUGAAGGCGGGAAUUGAAGAACGCCUCGGAAAAAAUUAUAUGGAGAGAAUUAAGGAGGAUGGUUUCAUUGACGUGAAGAGGCCAGGAAGUUCUGAUUACCGUGUGACUCUGGAAAGUUUGCUGGAUCGCUUAGAUACAAAUAUGCACGGAGCAUGCCUUCAGAUUGAUACAGAAUGCAGGGUCCUUACAGUUCAUGGUUCUUCAGACACAGUUAUAUCUGUUGAAGAUGCAUUUCAGUUUGCUCAGAUUCUAACAAACCAUACAUUACAUAUCAUAGAAGGAGCUGAUCAUUCCUACACUAAUCACCAAAACGAGCUAGCUUCGGUUGUUGUCAACUUCAUAAAAUAAAAGAAACCUUGCACUGGAAUAGGAAUACUUAGGUCUUGCAGUUCCGAGUCAUUUGAAGUUGCUACCUGCGACAAAUUCUCACGGAUACGGCGUUGUUCUACAACAUUUUGAACUCUUCUAUUUUUUACUCAUAAAAUUAGUGAGUUUUGCUUUGUACGAACUUGCUGUGAUAAUCCAUUGGUAAACAAAGCAUGUGCUCCUAUUGUACACUUGUUUCUAAUACAGUGGCUAGUUUACAAAAUAGAUACAAUAAACAUACAUCCUAGUUUUCUUAA
Lathyrus oleraceus (garden pea) is the source of this 830-nucleotide messenger RNA. RefSeq lists its product as uncharacterized. Gene Ontology annotation, cellular component: cytosol. Lineage: Eukaryota; Viridiplantae; Streptophyta; Magnoliopsida; Fabales; Fabaceae. The transcript is spliced from 6 exons. The record is from RefSeq and is a predicted model, not a curated record. The coding region runs from base 1 to 555 and encodes 184 amino acids.